CCUCAUACUGCCUUGUCAUAUCAGGAACUUUGACGUCCUAUAAUACUUAGUGAUUGCAUUUAUUUCACUACAGAACACAUCAAUGUAAACCCUCAAAUUGACCGGCACUUAGAAGGGUUUUUAACGAGUCAUAUAUGUCCCUAAAAUUGACAUCUUACCCAUGACCUCGCUCUGACAGAUAAAGCGAGGCCCCAGUGGCACAAUAACAUAACAAAGACUUCUAACAAAAAAUGACCGUUUUUAUUUUGAAGGAAAAAUACUGCCAAGAAAUCCCUGGGCCACUUCAUAAUUCUUAUCAGUGGACUCGCAGUUUAAAAAAGUUGAAAGUCACCAAUAGGAGGUACCUGUACAGUCCAUGGAAUGCCAUAGGCUUGACAAUGUUUUAGAGUGUCGUCUGGCCUAUAUAAAGGCCUUCGUUUGUUUGUGGUCUUCACAUUUCUCAUUGUACCUUGCAAAAUGGCAACAACGUGGCUGCUCCAGGCUAUAUUCAUAACGGUUUUGAGCAAUGAAAUUCUACAGACAAGACAAGCAGCGACAAACAGCAUGUUCCUCUUGGCCAACACCACCUCUGGUACACUGAGGGGAAGGGUUGACUCUGGACCUUCAGUCCCUGUGGCAAUGUUCGCUGGCAUUCCCUAUGCUAAAGCUCCGACAGGACCACUCCGCUUUAAAGCCCCUGCUUCUCCGGACAAAUGGACUGGUGUCAGAGACGCCCUGGUGUUUGGGGACGAGUGUCUGCAGCGAGUGGCCGCAAAUGAUGCAUUCAGAGAUCCAAACGCGCCUCACAGCGAGGACUGUCUUUACCUUAACGUGUACACGCCGACUAAGAGAACCAGCAACGCUCCAUUGCCCGUCAUGGUGUUUAUCCACGGAGGAGGGUACAAUUCUGGGAACUUUGACGUCCUAUAA
Molecule: messenger RNA, 909 nt
Organism: Aplysia californica (California sea hare)
Lineage: Eukaryota; Metazoa; Mollusca; Gastropoda; Aplysiida; Aplysiidae
Product: cocaine esterase-like
Exons: 3
Coding region: 457-909 (150 amino acids)
Source: RefSeq, a predicted model, not a curated record